Balaenoptera musculus (blue whale) is the source of this 1368-nucleotide messenger RNA. RefSeq names its product zinc finger protein 391 (gene ZNF391). The coding region runs from base 292 to 1368 and encodes 358 amino acids. Gene Ontology annotation, biological process: negative regulation of transcription by RNA polymerase II. Lineage: Eukaryota; Metazoa; Chordata; Mammalia; Artiodactyla; Balaenopteridae. Gene Ontology annotation, molecular function: DNA-binding transcription repressor activity, RNA polymerase II-specific. The record is from RefSeq and is a predicted model, not a curated record. The transcript has 3 exons.
UUAGGUCGGGGCCGUUGAUCAGGCAAUGACUGGCCCCACAUACUGACAAGGACACGACCAGGGGUCUGAGUGGAAGAGUGUCUGUGACCUCGGGAACCUUGCAGGAAUCCCAGCAUGUGAAUUGGACAUGAUCACCCAGUUGGAGAAAGAACAACUGUAGACACUGGAUCUUCAGGGAGCUGAAGAGGGGAGUGACCAAAAAUAUCUGUCUAGAUAGGGAGAUUUGAACUGAACCAAAGCAUCAACACCAAUCAGGCUAUUUCUGAAGAACUAGAGUUUUCAGGGUCAGCAAUGGAAAGUCUCCGAAGGAAUACUGCCCAACAUCCUAUGAAUGAAGAAGUCUGUAAAAGUGAGGGCCAGUUGUCAAGGCAGACAAAAUGUCCUACACAGAAGAAAUCUUCUUUUGAGAAAACAGCAAUCAGAAAAGUGUCAAUGACCCUCAAGGAAAUUUUCACUAGGGAGAGAGGCCCUGAAUCCAGUGAAUUUAGUCUAAGCUCAAAACUUAAUACACGGCAGAAAAUUCCAAAGGGAGCUAUGUCCCCCAUAUCUAGGAAAAACUCCAAAGAUAAUUCAGGCUUAAUUAAACACCAAAAACUCUUUCUGCAAAGGAAACCUUGUAAAUGCAAUGAAUGUGGUAAAGCCUUUAGUUACCAAUCAGACCUUAUUGUUCACAGUAGAAUUCAUGGUGGAGAAAAGCCUUUUGCAUGCAAUGAAUGUGGGAAAACUUUUAGCCGAAGUACACACCUUAUUGAACAUCAAAGAACUCACACCGGAGAGAAACCUUAUGAAUGCAGUGAAUGUGGAAAAGCUUUUAGCCGGAGUACACACCUUAAUCUACAUCAGAGGAUCCAUACUGGAGAAAAACCAUAUGAAUGUAGUGAAUGUGGAAAAGCCUUUAGCCGAAGCACUAACCUUAGUCAGCAUCAGCGAACUCAUAGUCAAGAAAAACCUUACAAAUGUAAUGAAUGUGGGAAAGCCUUCAGUGACCGUUCAACCAUAAUUCAGCAUCAACGAAUACACACUGGAGAGAAUCCCUAUGAAUGCAGUCAAUGUGGAAAAGCUUUCAGUUGGAUCUCAUCUCUUACUGAACAUCAGAGAACACACACUGGGGAGAACCCCUAUGAGUGCAGUAACUGUGGGAAAGUAUUCAGUCGGAGCUCAUCCCUUGUUGAACAUCAGAGAAUACACACUGGAGAAAAGCCCCACGAGUGUAGAGAGUGUGGAAAGGGCUUCAGUCGGAGCUCCUCCCUUAUUAUUCACCAGAGAACUCAUACGGGAGAGAAGCCUUACAAGUGUAAUAACUGUGGGAAAACCUUCAGUCAGAGUUCAUCUCUCAUCAGACAUCAGCAACUUCACACUAAAGAGUAA